Molecule: messenger RNA, 1389 nt
Organism: Penicillium macrosclerotiorum
Lineage: Eukaryota; Fungi; Ascomycota; Eurotiomycetes; Eurotiales; Aspergillaceae
Exons: 2
Coding region: 1-1389 (462 amino acids)
Source: RefSeq, a predicted model, not a curated record
AUGGCACCCCUCGGCCAGACGAUCGCCGUGAUUGACAAGUCCGGCAAGGUCGUCAGCACGAGUAAACAACUAUUCGGCGUCUUCGCUCAGGCCAAAGCCGCAUACAAAGAGCGCAAGUCUCACUUCAACUCGGAGCGCAAUGCCAAGAUUGCAGAGCAACAGGCGCUGCGUGCUCUCGCCACCUACCAAAUCGACGAUGCACCCUCCGCAGCAGGGUCUCGACGAAGCCAUCGUAGCCGGUCACGGCAUCACUCGAGUCGCAGUCAACAUCCGCGGGCCUCGUCUCGCUAUGAGCAAGACUUGCAUUCGGCAACCGGGAGGCCCGAAUCUCACUAUGGCCCCGCAGAAGGUCUCCCUCGCCGGCAUACUCACCACGAUGUCACCGUCCGUGAACCGGCUCGUCCAGCUACCGCUCGUUCCAAAUCGGAUGCUCACAUCGACAUGGAUCUCGCAUACGGAGAGGCUCACCCAACAGCUUUAUCCAUGUACAAUCCCCCCGAGCCUGCCCAGAACGACAAACAGCAAAUGGAUGGCCUCGUUAGCCGUGCCCAGUGGCUGUUAGAAGAGGCCCACUGCGUUCAGCAUAGUGCAACAGCCACGAUCUCCCAUCUCCAGAAGAAUCCCGAUGCCAUGGCUGCUGUCGCUCUCACCCUCGCGGAGAUCAGCAACCUGGCCAGUAAAAUGGGCCCGGCCGCCCUAUCCGCCUUCAAGACCGCCGCGCCUACCGUCUGGGCCCUGCUCGCCAGCCCACAAUUCCUCAUCGCCGCCGGUGUCGGUCUUGGCGUGACUGUCGUCAUGUUCGGCGGCUACAAGAUCAUCAAGAAAAUCCAAGCGGGCGGCACAAGCGAGGGGGAGAAAGAAUCCACCGGCAUGGACGAAAUGAUGGAGUUUGAUGUCCAAGAAAUGAGUCGCGUCGAGAUGUGGCGCCGUGGCGUGGCCGACAUGGAAGCUGUCAGCGUCGGCACAUCCGUCGACGGCGAGUUUAUUACCCCCCGUGCUGCCGCCCUGUCCGGCAUUGAUGUUUCUACCGCCCGUGCCCAGAAAGACCCGCGCUUCAAAUUCAAUGACGACGGCUCUGUGGCAUCUUCUCGACGGUCUCGGCGUUCACGCGCUUCCCAGGCCACAUCCCAACCAGAAACAAGGCGUGGUCGCUCCAGAAGAGAGCCAGAGACUGCAUCUAAAGCCCCAUCGGGAUUGUUCACGCGAUCAUCGAAGCCAUCAAAUAAAGCGCCUAGUCGCGCACCAAGCCGGGCGCCAAGCAAGGCGCCGAGCAGAGCCCCAAGCAAUGCACCCUCCAGGACCGGCACACACGUGUCGGAGAAAGAGAAGCGCCCGAAGGAGAAGAAGAAGAAGGGCCCAAGCCGCUUGCGCCUAAUGUUCACCGCUUGA